AUGAAAUUUUUGGUUGUUGUUGUUUUUGGUCCUGGAAAUGUGAUUUUAGCAGCGGGGGAAGGAUCUGGGGCCCUGCGGGCGCCUCGGAGCGCGAAGGCGGCGGCUCGGGUUCUCGGCGGGGUCCGCGCAGUGGCCGAGGGAGCUCCUGGGUGGCGGCGGCGGCGGCGGUUCUCCUGGGCUGGACGCCAAAAUCAGCAGGCAGCCGCGUGCUAUUUUUGCGCGGGGGCCGAGCGCAGAGGCGGCGGGCGGCGGGGUCCCUGCAAAGGGGCGGUUGGGGGCCGGCGCUGUCUCCUCGCCGAGGCGCGCAGCGAGCGCGGCGCGGAAAGGCUGCGGCUCCGACCUGGGCGCAGGCUGGGAGUGCCCGCCUCGAGGUCUCCUUACUUACCCACCACGGGACACCAGCCCCAGCGACGACCUUGGACGAUUUCAACGCGCAGGCACCUCGAUCCCCCGAAUUCGUGGUGUGGCCGGUAUCACUGUUCCCCUGGUUUAACUAGCCUGUUUGAAGGUGCAGAUCAUUCUGGGGAAGUCCAACCGAAACCAGCCCUCCCCUGCCCUCUGGAGUCUUCGUUUUCCAGCCUACAUCUGCUUGUGACUCCAGAAAGAGACUCCAGAUUGGCCAAGGCCCAGUUUAAAUGCCACCUCCUCCAGGAAGCUUUUCCAGCCUCCUCAAGACCUAGCCCGACGACGGCGACGGGCCAGGUGGCGUCGGAGGUCACCGCUUGCCUGAAUGCCCUGAGCCAAGAGCAACCGCGGUUCCCCGGGGAUCGCAAGGGCCUCAGGCCUCGCAGGACCGUGGGCGCUGGAGAGUGAGAUGUGGGGCUGCGGCCGCCACCCGGGAACGUUGGGGGACAAGGGGAGCUGCUCCGGAUUUAGGCCGCCGGCCCUCCAGCCCUGCCUUGGCUGUUGGGCCGCCUCCUUCACCUUGGUUAAGUUCUCCUUUUGCUGCCCAUUCCCGCUCGGGGUGCCCGCCACCAAGGAGGCCGGUUCGCCGCAGCUUAGGCCAGGGGAGGUCACUGCUCUGGGGCGGGAUGGAUCCCAGCUUCCCCCAGCUCGUCUCCGAGGACUUUUCGCCGGAGGCGGGCAGGAAGGGGUUAAGAGCACCCCUCCCCCCGCCCCCCCCCGCGGCCAAUCCAGAGCCCCGGGCUGCGGGCGAAGGCCGCCGCUUCCCUCCUGAGGUCUCAUUAGGGAAACCCUCACCGCUAUUUUCAACAUUUCCUCAAUCAAGUGCCUUUAAAUAGAGCUGCACAAACAAAUUGGCGGCAAAAGCGUAGAUCUUGUCACGAUUGAGACCAAUCCAAUAUUUCAGCCUUGUUUGCUUUGCAAUUACGGCUUGGCUUGUGGCUGCGGUGCCACCGGGGCAAAUCUGCAGCCGCCCGCUUUCUCCUCGGCACCCUCGGCGGGCGGAGGAAGCGACCCGCAGCGCCGCCGGAGGGAGGGGGGUGGCGCUGGAGGAGGUGGCGAGAGGGCGAGGGGCGGGCGGCGGAGCCCUCCCGAAGCCCGCGUGCGAAGGGCGCGGGCCCUGGGAAGGAGGCUGGACUUCUCAGGUUCCUGGCCGAGCCCCUGCGAGACAUACAGUAACAAUAAAACGUGCGGUACGCCUGCCGAAA
Molecule: messenger RNA, 1610 nt
Organism: Felis catus (domestic cat)
Lineage: Eukaryota; Metazoa; Chordata; Mammalia; Carnivora; Felidae
Exons: 7
Coding region: 1-813 (270 amino acids)
Source: RefSeq, a predicted model, not a curated record